Molecule: messenger RNA, 2044 nt
Organism: Rhododendron vialii
Lineage: Eukaryota; Viridiplantae; Streptophyta; Magnoliopsida; Ericales; Ericaceae
Product: BRAP2 RING ZnF UBP domain-containing protein 2
Exons: 13
Coding region: 1-1653 (550 amino acids)
Biological process (GO): Ras protein signal transduction; protein ubiquitination
Cellular component (GO): cytoplasm
Molecular function (GO): nucleic acid binding; zinc ion binding; ubiquitin protein ligase activity
Source: RefSeq, a predicted model, not a curated record
AUGGUUACUGAUACUAUUUGUUUUACUAGAGUUUCAUUUGAUGAUUCAAGAGAUUGUCUCACUUCCUCUACAACAGUAUAUAAACCAUCAUCAAUCUCGCGCAAAACUAUAAAUACAAGCCAUCUCUCUCUCUCUCUCUCUCUCUCUCUCUCUCUCUCCUUAGCCAUGUCACAAGCAACCUCAACAAGUACAAGUGCCUCCGCCGGAGCCUCGCCGGAAGACAUAUUCCGUCUUCCGGCCACCAUGAUGAUUCCCGGCGACUCAACGUCAUCGUCCGCGUCAACCCCCACUCAGGCCUUCCACUUCUCUUCUGGAAACCCUAGAAUCGAAGAGACCAGAGGCGUCAUGCACCUCUACCGCGACGACUUCGCACCAUCAUCGCCUUCUCAACUACCCGUUGGAAGGAAAACUCUUGUUUGUGUGCUAGGGGUGCCAAAUCACAUGACAUAUGCAGAUUUCUGUCAGUUUUGUGGUUCAUUCAUUCAGCAUAUAUUGGAAAUGCGAAUUGUCAGGAAUGAUGGAGUGGAGGAUAAGUAUAGUGUCCUGAUAAGGUUUGACGAUCAGAGCUCGACCGAUGCUUUCUACAAGCAUUUCAAUGGGAGACACUUUUCCUCUCUUGAGGUGGAGGCUUGUCGUGUACUUUUUACAUUUGAUGUGCAGUACACAGGUUCAAUUGAACAUGCACAGAGUACACCUGCAAGCUCAACAGAGCAGCCCUCAUGUGUAGUCUGUCUCGAGAGGUUGGACCAAGACACUAGUGGAGUUCUCACAACUAUCUGCAAUCAUUCUUUCCACUGCUCUUGUAUUUCUAAAUGGACAGAUUCUUCUUGCCCGGUAUGCCGAUAUUGCCAGCAGCAGCCUGAAAAGUCAAUUUGUUUUGUUUGCCAAACUUCUGAGAAUCUCUGGAUUUGUGUUCUUUGUGGUUUUGUUGGUUGUGGAAGGUAUAAAGAAGGACAUGCUAUAACACAUUGGAAAGAUACACAACACUGCUACUCUCUUGAAUUGGAUACUCAGCGCGUGUGGGAUUAUGUUGGAGACAACUAUGUCCACCGUUUGAUUCAAUCUAAAACCGAUGGGAAGUUGGUUGAGUUCAAUCAAUGUGCGCAUGUUGAUGACGGGUGUGGUAGUUGCAACUGCAGUGUUGAUCCUGGAUUUAGUGAAGCUCUCCUGAACAGUAAAGUUGAAUCUAUUAUAAGUGAGUACAAUGACCUUCUUACUACGCAACUUGAGAACCAAAAGAUAUAUUUCGAGACUUUAAUACGAGAGGUGGAAGAAGAAACUGAAAGGGAAAUAUCCGAAGCUAUUGAAAAGGCUGUCAGCGGCAGUCAGAAGCUCCAAAAGAUGCAAGCCAAGCUGGAUAGAUGUGUUAAAGAGAAGGGAUUUCUUGACGAGCUCAACGAGAAUCUAUUGAAAAACCAGGAGAUAUGGAAGGCAAAGAUGUUGGAAAUUGAAGCAAGGGAGAAGAAAGCUUUAAAAGUGAAGGAUAAUAAAGUACAGGAAUUAGAAGAACAGCUUAGAGAGUUGAUGGCGUGCUUAGAAACAGGGAAUACAGUUGAAGAGCUACCAAAAUUGGACGAAACAAAGGAUAGCAGUGUAUUACCAGUGCUAGAAGAGUCUGCCUUAAGAAGUAGCGAUGACGGCGACAAGAAGUAAACAUGAAACUGGCUAAAGGACUUGUGAUCCGGGAACGAUUUAAUGUAGUGUUUGGUUUGCUUGAUUGAAUUUGGGGAUGAUUGGAAUGGUCAGUCAUUGACUCCACUGUAAUGAACUAUCACGUUAAUUGGUUCGCUUGAUUCCAGUCAUUUCCAGCUUCAUUCCAGUGAACCAAGCCCCUUAGGUUCCUAGGGGUGGAUUUUUUCUUGUUCCAGCAUUAUGUGAAAUCAAAGAUGAUGGCGACCUUUUCGGCUUUAUCUAGAUUUGCUAGGCAUUGAUUUGUUUGUUCAGGUUAGUGAUAUGAUUGUGAUAUCUGGUGAACUUUAACCCUGAUCUGUUGUAAAGUUGAUUUGUAAAGUGCCAAGUCUAAAACUAGUGCCAAAUUCGGUUC